AAUAGAUAUUAUACAUACAUAUGUACAUUAUAAGUGCGAGUGCAGUAGUGCACUGCUGUCUUUAAAAAACAAAAAUAACAAAGAGACAUAUCCCUAAUUAGGCAGUUUUAGUAUUGAACGACGGUUAGUGUUAGUUAUUGAUCAUCAAGAUGGAACCAGGAGAAGAAUACGAGUACUUGCCUACCUCUAACCUGCACAUACACAUGGCAGCAGGGGCAAUGGCCGGUGUUAUGGAGCACUGUACAGUGUACCCAAUAGACUCGAUUAAGACAAAAAUGCAGUCACUAAAUCCAACGGCGAAGGGGCUUUAUAAUUCAUUUGGAGGAGCCAUACGAUCGAUACGGAAUUCAAAGGGACUUCUUUCCACGUUCAAAGGUGUAAACGCAGUCGCCUUAGGUGCUGGCCCGGCGCAUGCCAUAUACUUUGGUUCGUAUGAAAUGGUCAAAACAACUAUCAGCAAUUACACGGGCAAGCCAGACACGAAUCCGAUGGUCGGAGUUCCCGCAGGUUUGGCGGCAACAUUUUUGCAUGACUCCUUCAUGACACCCUUUGAGAUGAUCAAGCAGCGACUACAGAUGCACAGCAGUCCAUAUACUUCGGCGUCGCACGUCUUUCGAGAAGUUUGGAAGCAAGAGGGGCCCAGAGCUUUCUACCGCUCUUUGCCGACGCAACUGAGUAUGAAUGUCCCUUUCCAAGUCAUACACUUCUCGGCCUAUGAAAACAUACGCCACCUAAUAAACCCAGAUGAUACGUACAAUCCCUUAAGUCAUGUCGUCGCCGGAGGUUCAGCGGGCGCAAUGGCGGCAGCUGUGACAACUCCCUUAGAUGUACUGAAGACGACGUUGAAUACACAAGAAAGUAGAUUUGAACAUCAAGGUAGGGCAACGCAGGGCAUGUGGAAUGCUGCUCGCGACGUAUAUGCCCUCCAUGGGUACAAAGGGUUCCUAAGGGGUGUGCAAGCGCGCAUGCUUUUCCACAUACCCUCAACGGCAAUCUGUUGGUCCGUUUACGAGUUCUUCAAGCAUACCAUGAAGACUUUCAACCUAGAAGAUUUGGAGAUGCUUAUUACUCCUGACCAGAGUGAGUCAAUGCAGAGUGAGUCAAUGACGUCUGUGGGCAGCGUUGUUGCGAGCGAGAUGCACGCGAAAAGCGAAGCGCCUAGCGGUUGGGCGUGAUUGCAGUUUCUUGUGAUAGUUAAAUACGCAACCGCUGGUCUGUAGGAAACCUCGCACAAAGUGUAGAGCUUCGCCAUAGCUCUCUAGGCUUUUUCCAACUAUGUAUGAUGGUGCUAGGAGUACGAUCGCAUAAGUGCUUGAUAUUGGAUGCCAAUCAGUAGAGAAUCUAGAUGUACAAGGUUGGUUCACCUCCUCCUUCCACUCCCACCAACCCCCCCAGCCCCCCGGCGCGCCACCUCUACCCAAACAAUCACACAUACACACUUGCGAAUUGCCUCACUCAUUUCCCUAUUUGUGAAUACCCGCCCAAUAUAUGUCGGCACUUAAGGUUUUGUACGUGUUAGUUUGGCACACCCGAGUGAGUAUUUUCCACAAGGGCUGAAGAGGGGGGAUUGGCGGCUACGUGCCUAUAUUUUCGGAGGUGUCAGGGUCACGCGAGUGAUAUCGUCCACUG
Molecule: messenger RNA, 1629 nt
Organism: Sphaeroforma arctica JP610
Lineage: Eukaryota; Ichthyosporea; Ichthyophonida
Exons: 6
Coding region: 150-1175 (341 amino acids)
Biological process (GO): iron import into the mitochondrion
Cellular component (GO): mitochondrial membrane
Molecular function (GO): ferrous iron transmembrane transporter activity
Source: RefSeq, a predicted model, not a curated record